AUGGCAGUUCCUCUGAUUGUAAAAUGGGGUGGACAGGAAUAUUCGGUGACCACACUGUCAGAAGAUGAUACUGUGCUAGAUCUCAAACAGUUUCUCAAGACCCUUACAGGAGUGCUGCCAGAGCGUCAGAAGUUACUUGGACUCAAAGUUAAAGGCAAACCUGCAGAAAAUGAUGUUAAGCUUGGAGCUCUCAAACUGAAACCAAAUACUAAAAUCAUGAUGAUGGGAACUCGUGAGGAGAGCUUGGAAGAUGUCUUAGGUCCGCCUCCUGACAAUGAUGAUGUUGUCAAUGACUUUGAUAUUGAAGAUGAAGUAGUUGAAGUAGAAAAUAGAGAAGAAAACCUGCUGAAAAUCUCUCGCAGAGUUAAGGAGUACAAAGUGGAAAUUUUAAAUCCUCCCAGGGAAGGGAAAAAGCUCUUGGUACUAGAUGUUGAUUAUACAUUAUUUGACCAUAGGUCUUGUGCAGAGACUGGGGUAGAAUUAAUGCGGCCAUAUCUUCAUGAAUUUCUGACAUCUGCAUAUGAGGAUUAUGACAUUGUUAUUUGGUCUGCAACAAAUAUGAAGUGGAUUGAAGCAAAAAUGAAAGAGCUGGGAGUGAGCACAAAUGCAAACUACAAGAUUACCUUUAUGUUGGACAGUGCUGCUAUGAUAACAGUGCACACUCCAAGGAGAGGAUUAAUAGAUGUAAAACCUCUUGGUGUUAUAUGGGGAAAAUUUUCAGAAUUUUACAGCAAAAAAAACACGAUUAUGUUUGAUGAUAUAGGAAGAAAUUUUCUAAUGAACCCACAGAAUGGAUUAAAGAUACGGCCUUUUAUGAAAGCACACCUCAAUCGAGAUAAAGACAAAGAACUUUUAAAAUUAACACAGUACCUCAAGGAAAUAGCAAAAUUAGAUGACUUUUUGGAGCUAAACCACAAAUAUUGGGAAAGGUAUCUCUCAAAGAAGCAAGGACAGUAA
Messenger RNA from Chrysochloris asiatica (Cape golden mole), 957 nucleotides. It is a transcript of the gene UBLCP1, whose product is annotated as ubiquitin-like domain containing CTD phosphatase 1. NCBI's taxonomy places the organism in Eukaryota, Metazoa, Chordata, Mammalia, Afrosoricida, Chrysochloridae. The transcript has 10 exons. Gene Ontology annotation, cellular component: nucleus. Gene Ontology annotation, molecular function: protein serine/threonine phosphatase activity; protein binding. The record is from RefSeq and is a predicted model, not a curated record. Gene Ontology annotation, biological process: protein dephosphorylation. Bases 1 to 957 code for a protein of 318 amino acids.